Molecule: messenger RNA, 7981 nt
Organism: Thecamonas trahens ATCC 50062
Lineage: Eukaryota; Apusomonadida; Apusomonadidae
Exons: 4
Coding region: 1-7857 (2618 amino acids)
Biological process (GO): chromatin organization; regulation of DNA-templated transcription
Cellular component (GO): nucleus; histone acetyltransferase complex
Source: RefSeq, a predicted model, not a curated record
AUGGCGCGAUCAACUCAGCCACAUCCAGCGGCAGGGCUCUCCCCGCCGUCGCCGGCCUCGCUGGCCGCUGUGGUCGUGGCGUCGACGAAGGCUGACAAAAUGGGCAAAGAUCUGGCAUCGCACACGGACAAAGCCAAGCUGACGCUCAGAUCUAUGGCUCUUCUGCCGCACGAUGCGCUGGCUGGCGCCCCGUCCGAGGUUCAUGCUCUCCUCUCGUCGCUGGCACUCCACAUGGGGCACAUUAUGACCGUUCUCGCCGCGCCCAAGUACGACAGCGUUGCGGUUCUCCCGUCAUUCCCGCUACUUCUCCGCAUUGCGGCUGCACCGUUCCGUACUGCCCGUGCACUUGCGCCCGUGGUCUCACACUCGCCAAGCGCGGCAUCGACUGCGUGUGCGCGUGCCUUUGACGUUGCCGGCGUCACCGCUCUCGAAAUGAUCGAGGCGGCGCUAGUCUCGCGGCCGGCCUCGCGUGCUGCGCACAUGUCGUCAGCGUCGGCACCGCUCCUACUGUCGUUUGCUGCUCAGGUUCUCGACGGCGUGGUCGAGAUUGCCCACGACGGCCUUGCCUCGCUGCUCGGCUUUCUUGGCGCACUGGCGCGGAUGCUCCCACCGCAAGCCAUCGGUGACUAUCUCGACGUGCUCCUCCCGCCGCUCUUUCACCUCGAGGCUGCGCUGAGCACCAUUGCGCCGCACUCGUCGCUCCCCGAGUUCCGGGCCCGCAUCGCCGAUGUCUACGCCUUGCUCUUUGACUCGUGUCCACACGCACUCUGUGCGGCGUUUGUUGAGGCCUCUGCAUCGAAGGACAAGCUUGUAGCGACUGCAGCUAGCUCGUACGUUCUCCUUCACUGGCGCGACGUGUGCUGCGUCACUGAGCUGCAACCUGCGCAGCUCUUUGCGCACACGCUUGCAUCUGCUGCGCCAGACUUUGGCUCCAUCCCGAUUCCCGUCAUCGAUCUCGGCGGGCCGUACGUCCAUGCGGUACUUUCUGCCGUGCUUGACUCGCCGGACAACGAUCCGCUCCUUGCCGCGCUCCUGCCGCACCUAUCGCCGUUCGUCGCACCGCACGCAACGGUGUGGAUGGCAGAGCGGCUGGCUAACUCUGCGACGCCGCAUCCCAAGCGGCUGCUCAAGAUCUAUGUUCGGCUGAUGGAGACAGGCGGGCCGACGCUGGCGCUCGAUCUUGCGGCCACCGUGUAUCCGCUUAUGUCGUCGUCUCCACUGUGGAGCGGACAGAGCUUGGCGAUGGCGAGGGCGGUCAAGACAACGCUCCGUCUCACACCCUCGGUCUUCUACGGCCCGUUUGCCGCCGCACUCUCGGCCGGCUCUGGAGUCGCCGCUCAUGCGCCCACAGUUGCACUCCUCAAGUACCUGCUCUCGCUGGAGGACCUGUUUGGGCCUCUCGGACCGCUCACCUACCUCCCGGCGGACGUGCUCGCGUCAGCGCUCGAGUUGACGCCUCUGGCCUUUGGCACGCAUGCCUUGCUCCACUACGCUGGGAUCUGGGUGGCAGCGCGGCGGGCGGCCAAAGACUCUGGCGCGUCCUUUCAACGGCUUGUUGCUCACGUCGGAAUGUGGGAAGCGGCAAUUGCGUGCGUGCUUGCGGCAGCGACGCCGUCGCCGGGCACUCUGUGGAUUCAUCCCAUCCCGACUCGUGUCCUCAUUGUUCAGCUCUGGUACCAUACUCGCAAGCUGGCGCGGACGCCGCUUGGUCCAGUCUGGUCGUCGAUUGCACUCGCCUGGCUCGGCGAAGCCGUGGCCGCACUCGGUGACUCGGUCCUCACUCCAGCAGACGCGGCACUGUGGAGCGCGCUGAGUGAAGCAACCCACGCUGCGCACCCGCCGCUCGGCCACAUCCUUCCGCGACUUGAUGCGCACCUCUCGGGGAUCCUGCGGCUGUUCAAGGUCAUUAUGAUCCACCUCCAACCACCGGAGCUCGAUGAGCUGCUCGGUCCGCUGUGGACCCUCCUUAACAGCGCAUCGUACGAUGCAGUCCAAAACGCUCUCUUUCUGCUCCUCUUUGCGCUGCGGCACAAAGACUACGGGCCAUCGGCCAACGCGCGGCUGCAAUCGCUGUUUGAUCCAGCCGCUACGCCCGAGCCGGGUAACCGGGUGGCGGCGCUGGAGCGGUUUGUGGUUGUUUGGAAUCAUCGACACUUUCUUGCCCGCAAAGAGGGCGUCAUUACCAAGAGGCGCGAGUACUCGCAUAUCCCGUUCCAGCCUACGCGGGUCGGCUCGCUUGACAUGUCGGUCCGCUCGCAGUGGGAGGCGUCGAGCUCGGCGCAUGCGGUGUACACGCCGGCAGCAACGGUGGCGUUUGAAGCGACAGAUGUGUUCAAUGGCGAGCGCGGGGCACGCGCGCGGCUGGCUUCAGCGGCGCUAGCGUCUGAAGCAACCCACGCUGCGCACCCGCCGCUCGGCCACGUCCUUCCGCGACUUGAUGCGCACCUCUCGGGGAUCCUGCGGCUGUUCAAGGUCAUUAUGAUCCACCUCCAACCGCCGGAGCUCGAUGAGCUGCUCGGUCCGCUGUGGACCCUCCUUAACAGCGCAUCGUACGAUGCAGUCCAAAACGCUCUCUUUCUGCUCCUCUUUGCGCUGCGGCACAAAGACUACGGGCCGUCGGCCAACGCGCGGCUGCAAUCGCUGUUUGAUCCAGCCGCUACGCCCGAGCCGGGUAACCGGGUGGCGGCGCUGGAGCGGUUUGUGGUUGUUUGGAAUCAUCGACACUUUCUUGCCCGCAAAGAGGGCGUCAUUACCAAGAGGCGCGAGUACUCGCAUAUCCCGUUCCAGCCUACGCGGGUCGGCUCGCUUGACAUGUCGGUCCGCUCGCAGUGGGAGGCGUCGAGCUCGGCGCAUGCGGUGUACACGCCGGCAGCAACGGUGGCGUUUGAAGCGACAGAUGUGUUCAAUGGCGAGCGCGGGGCGCGCGCGCGGCUGGCUUCAGCGGCGCUAGCGUCGUCUCGGUCGCCAUCGGCUGCAAACCGGGCGCCGCCGCCGCCGCCACCGACGCCGCCGACAGGCCUCACCAACAGCGCACACGGGCGGCGUGGCGGAGCCAACGGCGCGGCAGAUGACUCGCCGUCGUCGCUCGACCUCACCAACUUGCUCUCGCGACCGCUAGCCACGUCGGACGACCUUCCGCAGUGGCUGCAGGACAUGCAAGCCGAGUUGCUGGCCAUGGAGCGGAUGCACGCCAACUCGACAACUGCCGAAAUCUAUGCUGAAGACGAGUUCUCGUCGCGGGCUUCGUCGCGAAUCCGUGACGAGACUCGGGCACGGAUUGCCCGCCAGCGGACCCGACUGGCGUCGGGCUCUAUUGCGGUCCACGUCUCCAAGUACCACCAGAAGCUUGCCGCCAUCGACCAGAUGUACUACGCCGACCUCGAGGCCAAGCGGAAGCACAAGCGGAGCGCAGCGCAUGGAGCGGGCGGAGAGGCGAACGAGGAAAAGGGCACAACGUUUGGCGACGACUCGAUUGUGUUGGGCGGUCCUCGGCCGCUGGACGACUCGUGGGAUUCGGACGACGAGUUUGAGGCCUCCGACGACUCGCGGACAUCGACGGAGUCUCUGCAUCGUUUGCGGCGACUGCGGCUCCCGCACUCGCAGCUUUACCAUAUUGUCCACACCGAGUCGGGGGUCGAGCAGGUGGCGAUUCGGCAGGGCUACGGGCUCUCGCCGGGCUCGGCCGGCGGCGGCGGAUAUGGCGGGAUCGACGGGUGUGGUAGUGGCGGCGGGCGGCGGCGGGUGAGCUCGGCGAUCGGCUCGGCGUCACCCGGAGUAGGCGUGGAGGGGCCAGCCGGUGCAGCUCCAUCGUCUGUGACGGUUGUGGGCUUGGACGGUCUUAAUCCUGCGUUUCUACAUGCAGAGCCAGAAGCGUUUGAGUUUCCGCGUGCCUUUGGCCAGCUCAUUUCGUGGGUGGUCUCCUCGAUGCACGAUGACGAUCGGGCAGUGGCGACGCUUGCGGUGGCGGUAGUUACUGACUGUGUGGCUCAGAACGCGCCGCUCUUUCUGCACUACAUCUUUGAGUCGAUUUUUGACGCCGUCGACGAGCCAAUGGCACAAGAGGCACACCUAUCAACGCUGGCAACAAUCCGGGCAUCACUUGUCGAGAUCACGCCCGAGUUUGCGUAUCACACCUUCAACUACCUGCUUGGGCUCUGUCUCUGGUACAAGGCGCAGGCACGCGACGUGGACGUCAUCUCGGCGAUGGUGCUUCCGCUCAUGGCUCGGCUCAUCCCGCACAUUCCCGGCUUUUCACUGCGGGCUCUGCGGCGCGAGCGAGGCGAGUUUCUACUCUCGACGCUACCGUCGGUGUACGCGACGUCGGCGCGGGAGCGCGAUCGCGCUGCGGCGCGCAAGCGAAAGCGGGACAUGCUGGCGUCGCGCGGAGCGGCCCAGAUUCGCAAGUCGACGCCGCCAGGCACGGUAGCUGCUGCGUUUCUCGCGGUGCCCUCGCGACACGACACCCAGCGCGACCACGACGUGCUGGUCCAGGCGCGGAUUCUCGCAAGUCGGUCGGUGUGGCGGCCGCCACUGUGGUUCGAGACGGCGGCGCUCGAUGUGGCCAAGCUCACGUUUAUGCACGCGCUGCUUGAGGCGCUCUCGUUCGAGGUGCUGUACUUUGAGGAGAUUCUCUCGCGGCCGUUUGCGCACACCCACCUCCUCCGAGUCGCCGCAAGCCCGGCUGGCUCUGGCCUAGCAAGCAGCCGCGGCGGCGGGCCGCGCUCGGGCUCACUCUCGCCGCUGGUCUCGUCACGAGCCGGACCGAACGGCAGGCCGGGGGUGGAAGUGCCGCAGCGGACCGGGCCGGCGUCGUGGCUCGACGUGGCGAAGGAGCCGCCGCCGCCGCCGCCGCCGCCGGGGGUGCAGCUUGUGGAGCGGAUGGGACUUGAUGCGGUGGCAUGCGUCCAUGGCACCAAGCUGCGCGUGUGGCUCCGGCUAGUGCGGCAGCUCCUGGAGCUGAUGCCGUGUGACUCGCGGCGGCUUGGGCCGCUGAUGUCGUGCGUGACGCGGCUAAUGCAGAUGAGGUCGGACGACGAGAGUGUGGUGCGGCUUGCACUGGACGUCUUUGUGUGCGCUGUGCCGCGGUUCACACUCUUCUUCCGCAAAUCAGACGGCUAUGCGCUGGUACUGCCGCCGCUGCUCGCGCUUUAUGCGCGGGUCGGCUUCCACCAGGUCAUUCGAUCGCUCAUCGAGGACGCGUGGCUGCUGCUGCUCUCGUACGCGCCGCGCACGUUUGUGCUCCAUGCGCUGGCGGCACUCGGAACGCCGUCAGCGGCCGGGCAGUCCGAGGCGACGGUCCUGCUGGAGCUGCUGGUCUCGGGCAUGCCGCUUGCGCUAGGCGCGACGGCCGAGGCCGGGCAGCCCGCGCACUCCCGCGACCAUGUGGCGUCGCGGGAGAACCUUGUGCGGCUUGUGGUCUCUGUCGUUGCACUGGACCCGUUCUCGUCGCGGACGCUGGCGUACCUGGGCAUCCUGCACCGCUUGCUGCCGCAGCUGGUCGAGACAGCGACGUUUGCGGGUGCGAUGUGGAGCGCGCCGUUUGAGGCGCUGUUCACUGCGCUUGAUGCAGCGUUUUCCAAGCCGCGCGCGCUGGUCGGCUUGCCGCUCGCAAACGGAGUGGCACUGCUUGAGGUUGUAGCCCGGUUCGCGCGGCUGGGUGGGAGCUUCUCGUCGGCGCACGCGAGAAUGGUACGCCGGGUCAUGGGUACGAUGCUCUGUGCGUCGACGCCAAGUGCGCUGGCCGAGGCCGGCGAGGGGCGUGGCGGCAGCCGCGGUGGCGGAAGACCGCAGGACGAGGGAGAGCCGUUGGAGAGCCAACGGAGCAGCAGCUCCGAGGCCGCGAGCGCGUCGGUCGGCCUCGAGUGGUUCAACGAGCGGCUGGUGGAACGGGCGCUUGCGGCCGGCGACGCGUCGCCGCAGCUCGGGGCGAUGCUGGACGCAGUGGCGCUGGCUGUGGUGGACUUUGUGCAAGGCAUGGCACAGUGGCCGGGCUCGGGCGUCCUGCUCGCUGGCUUGCGCACGCUGCUGCAGCGGUAUCCCCACCGGCUCUCGCUCAACGUGUCUGCGCAUGUGGUGACGCCACUGUUCCCGCUGACACUUGCGGCGCACACGGCAGCGUCUGUCCGCGACGCGCUGAUGCUCCUUGUUGUGGCGCUGCUAGAGGCGUCCGACUUUGACGUUCUCCCGCCACUAGUGAGCGCGCUGGCCAAGCUGGUGCCAACGCUCGCGUCGACCGGGUACAAGACUAGCUCGCGAGUGUGGGCCAAGCUGGGGCGGACGCUCGGCAAGGCACGGCGCAAGGCGCGGAUCCCAGAGCCAAGCAGUGGUGGGCUGCCGCUCCCAAUUGUGCUCCGGGUCCUUGUCCCUGUGGCGCUGUACUACGGAAGCGGUGAGCAUGCCACAGCACACGCGCCACACCGGCACUGGCCGCAGCUCCUCCGACUCCUCCUUCCGACGCUGCACGAGCCAGACACGCCUGGGUUUUGCGUGGCAGUCCUCGCGCUACGGAGCAUGCUCCUCCGCGGCUCGCCAUAUGUGGUCUCGACAUGGCCGGCGGCGGCGGUGGCCAUCAAUCGGGCGCGCGAACUCCGUGGGCUCGUAAGGUUUGCCCUCUCUGCGCCGGCGCUGCGCAGGCUCGACGCGGCGCUGGCAAACGGCCCAGCAUCAUCUGCAGAGCUACGGUCCGAGUGGCUCACGCUCUGCUCACGGCUGGCGUCGUUUGAGCGGCACGUCCUUGGCUACGACCUUGACUCUGAGCCGGCGCCCUCGUUCUCAGCGUCGACGGCUGCGUUCCAAGUUCCGGCGAUUGCUAUCACGACGGCGACGCCGGUCAAGACUGCUCGGGCUGCGUUUGAGGCAAGGGCCAUGCGCCGCAACAAGAGCGCUGACGAGCCGCUUGCGGGCUUUGCCUACGGCAAGGGCCAGCCUGCCUACUGCUACCACGGGCCGCUAAUGUAUGAAGCCAAGAUCCGUGACGUGAAGCUGUCUGCUGAGCGGGUGCCUAUGUACCUUGUUCACUAUCGUGGGUGGAACGAGGCAUGGGAUGAGUGGGUCAACGAAGGCCGGCUCCGGCCCUACAUCUACGACGUCCAUCUGGAUGUGGUGGCGGCGAGGACCCAGGCGUCGCGCGACUACAAAGCCCAGCAGGACAAGCUCAAGGCAGAUGCCGCAAAGGUGGAUGCCAAGUCAAAGGCGUCAAAGGCGGCAAGGAUGACCAAGAUUGUCCUCAAGUCGUCGUUCUCGGCUCCGUCAUCAAAGUCCCGCAAACGCAAGGCCUCGGCCUCGGCCUCAGACUCGGCGAGCAAGCGCGCCAAGCCGUCAACGUCUGCAAACGCGUCAGCAGUGGAAAAGGCCCGCGCCGAGCUGGAGAUGGAUCUGCCUGAGCUGCUGGUCCAGUUUCUGCUCUCGGACGCCGAGUUUGUGACCAAGGAGAAAAAGUUGGUGAGCCUGCCGCGGACGCCGACGGUGUCGUCGGUUCUGCGCUCGUUUCUUGACGCGCUCGGCGUGACUGGCCUCGACCCGCGCAUUGCCAUCAUCGACGGCUUGCGGUCGCUGUUCAACCUCGCGCUUCCGCUGCGGCUACUGUACCGGUUCGAGCGGCUGCAGUUUAUCGAGUCGGUCCGCGACGGCGCCAACACGCCCGACGCCGCCGACGUCUAUGGUGCUGAGCACUUGCUGCGGCUCAUUGUCCGCCUCCCGUCGAUUGUCGAUCCGAUGGCGUACUCGCCGGACGAGCGUUCACUGCUUGCCUCGUGCCUGCAGGACCUUGUGCAGUUCCUCGAGGCCAACCCGCACGUCUUCCUCGACGUUUACGAAACGCCGACGCCGGCGUACCUGCGUAUGAACGGAGGCCCGUAGCAGACUCCCAUUCCCCUACUCGCGACCAUGUGCAACAAGCUGGGUGCCGUAAACGGUUUAUGUCUGCAAAAGGAAGGUGUCCGCUGGCCUACGCCCAGGCGAACAUGAUGGAAAGGAGGCCGGC